Molecule: messenger RNA, 3771 nt
Organism: Phragmites australis (common reed)
Lineage: Eukaryota; Viridiplantae; Streptophyta; Magnoliopsida; Poales; Poaceae
Product: phytosulfokine receptor 1-like
Exons: 1
Coding region: 264-3428 (1054 amino acids)
Biological process (GO): protein phosphorylation; hormone-mediated signaling pathway
Cellular component (GO): plasma membrane
Molecular function (GO): ATP binding; protein kinase activity; protein binding
Source: RefSeq, a predicted model, not a curated record
UCAAUUCGCCCAAGAAAAUUUGGGUCUCCAACAGCUUAGUGCUUGCACAAUCACAAGUCAAAACCAGACCACGCCACGCCGCACCCUUCUACACUGUCCCAUCGUCUCCCACCUCUCUCCACCAUUGUUGCUUGGGGUGCAAGCGCGCAGGAGAGGCCAGCUUUACGCACUAUAUGGCUUAGAUGUCGUAAAGGUCCUGAAAAGGCCAAACAAGAGGCCUUCUUCCCUGCUCAGCGCCAUCACUGUACUACUUCUUUGCUUCAAUGGAGCAUUUCUCGAUGCAACGCACCAUCACAUGGCCACGCUGUUUCUUCCUCUGCUUGUCUGUCCUGUCUGUCCUGCUCCUCUUCUUGUCCCCAGCCAACUCCCUGAACCAGAGCUCCUGCGACCCGGGUGAUCUGUAUGCUCUGCAGGGCUUCUCCAAAGGUCUCGCUGGAGGAGGCAUCGGCGGCUGGACGUUCCCAAACGCGACCUCCGACACGGCCAACUGUUGUGCAUGGCCUGGCGUCAAGUGCGACGAUGGUGGGCGGGUCGUCAGAUUGGACCUCCAAGGCAGGAGGUUGAGGGGCGAGCUCACACCUUCGCUCGCGCAGCUGGACCAGCUCCAGUGGCUCGAUCUCUCCGAUAACAGCUUCCGUGGUGCCGUCCCGGCGCCCGUGCUCCACCUCCAGAGGCUGCAGCGGCUUGAUCUCAGCUACAACGAGCUCAACGGCGCGUUCCCAGCCAAUAUAUCGCUCCCGCUGAUCGAGGUCUUCAAUAUAUCCUACAACUCCUUCAACGGCUCCCACCCCACACUCCGUGGUUCGCUGCAGCUCGUGGUGUUCGACGCAGGGUACAACUCGUUUGCCGGGCAGAUUGAUACAAGGAUCUGUGAGUCGUCUGGUGCAAUCCGUGUGCUCCGAUUCACGUCGAAUCUCUUCACUGGGGACUUCCCAGCAGGCUUCGGGAACUGCACAAAGCUAGAAGAACUAUAUGUCGAGCUCAACAGCAUCUACGGCCGCUUGCCAGAUGACCUAUUCAGGCUGCCAUCUCUGAAGAAUCUGUCUCUGCAGGAGAAUCAGCUCUCUGGCAGGAUGAGCCCAAGGUUCGGUAACCUGUCCAGCCUUGCUAGGCUGGACAUAUCUUUCAAUUCGUUCUCUGGAUACCUUCCAAAUGUUUUCGGUAGCCUUCGCAACUUGGAGUACUUCUCUGCACAAUCCAACUUCUUCAGGGGUCCAUUGCCUUCCUCGCUGUCCCAUUCACCAUCAUUGAGGAUGUUGUACCUGAGGAACAAUUCGCUGAACGGAGAGAUCAGUGUUAAUUGCUCGGCGAUGACACAAUUGAGCUCGCUUGACCUUGGCACAAAUAAGUUCAUUGGCACAAUUGAUAGUUUGUCAGACUGCCUUCAUCUAAGAAGCCUGAAUCUUGCCACAAACAACCUCAGUGGUGAAAUCCCUGCUAAUUUCAGCAAGCUUCAGUUGCUAACUUACAUGUCACUUUCAAACAACAGCAUCACAAAUGUGCCUUCAGCAUUAUCUGUCCUUCAAGACUGUUCAAACCUAACGAGCCUCGUGCUGACAAAGAACUUCCAUGAUGGGAAGGCCUUGCCGAUGACUGGAAUACAUGGCUUUCAGAACAUCCAAGUGUUUGUCAUUGCUAAUAGCCAUCUUUCAGGAUCAGUACCACCCUGGCUAGCUAAUUUCACACAGUUGAAGGUCCUGGAUCUGUCAUGGAAUCAAUUGGUUGGGAAUAUUCCUGCAUGGAUUGGCGACCUUGAUUUUCUGUUCUAUUUGGAUCUUUCUAACAAUUCACUUACUGGAGGAAUUCCGAAAAGCUUGUCAAGCAUGAAGGGCCUUGUAACAUGCAACAUCUCACAGCAAUCUACCGAGACUGAUUAUUUUCCUUUCUUCAUUAAAAGGAACAAGACAGGCAAAGGGUUGCAGUACAAUCAGGUUAGCAGCUUCCCGCCCUCUCUAGUUCUCAGCCAUAACAAAUUCAUAGGUCCCAUAUUGCCGGGCUUUGGAAGCCUCAAGAACCUGCACGUAUUGGACCUCAGCAACAACCAUAUUUCUGGUAUCAUUCCUGGAGAGUUAUCAGGCAUGUCAAGCUUGGAAUCCUUGGAUUUAUCACAUAAUAAUCUUACUGGAGGCAUCCCAUCUUCAUUAACAAAGCUGAACUUUCUAUCAAGCUUCAGUGUGGCAUACAACAAUCUGAUUGGCACCAUUCCAUCAGGGGGGCAAUUCUCGACAUUCACUAAUUCUGCUUAUGAGGGUAACCCCAAACUCUGUGGCAUCCGCUUAGGCCUAGCCCAAUGUCAUUCGACUCAUGCUCCUAUGAUGGCUGCAACAAAUAACAGAAAGAAGAAGGGUAUCAUAUUAGGAAUAGCUAUCGGCAUUGCACUUGGAGCGGCACUUGUUUUGUCUGUUGUUGUUGUACUUGUGCUGAAGAGUAGCUCCAGAAGGAAGGAUCAUAUAGUAAAGGCUGUUGUAGAUGAAAAGGGAGCCCUCGAGUUGGCACCAGCCUCACUAGUGCUUCUGUUUCAGAACAAGGAUGAUAAGGCAUUGACCAUCAGUGACAUCUUGAAAUCGACAAACAACUUCGAUCAAGCUAACAUCAUUGGUUGUGGUGGCUUUGGUUUGGUGUACAAGGCAACAUUACCAGAUGGAGCAAUGACCGCCAUCAAACGACUAUCAGGUGAUUUUGGUCAGAUGGAGAGGGAGUUCAAAGCAGAGGUGGAGACGUUAUCAAAAGCACAGCAUCCCAAUCUUGUGCUUCUGCAAGGUUACUGCAGGAUUGGCAGUGAUAGACUCCUGAUCUACUCUUUCAUGGAGAAUGGCAGCCUAGACCAUUGGCUGCAUGAAAAGCCUGAUGGUCCAUCCAGAUUAAUUUGGCAAAGAAGGCUUCAGAUAGCAAAAGGAGCAGCAAGAGGUUUGGCAUACCUGCACUUGUCAUGCCAACCCCAUAUUCUCCAUCGUGAUAUCAAGUCAAGCAACAUUCUUCUGGAUAAGAAUUUUGAAGCCCAUUUGGCUGAUUUCGGGCUUGCUCGGCUUAUUUGUCCCUAUGCUACACAUGUGACAACUGACCUAGUUGGCACGCUGGGUUACAUCCCCCCUGAGUAUGGCCAGUCUUCAGUAGCCACUUUCAAGGGUGAUGUUUUUAGUUUUGGCAUUGUCCUUCUGGAGUUAUUAACUGGAAAGAGGCCUGUAGAUAUGUGCAAGCCGAAGGGAGCUCGGGAGUUGGUCUCGUGGGUUAUACAUAUGAAAGAAGAAAACCGUGAAGCUGGUGUCUUGGACCGUGCAAUGUAUGAUAGGAAGUUUGAGAAGCAAAUGAUGCAGAUGAUUGACAUUGCUUGUUUGUGCGUAAGUGACUCACCAAAACUGAGACCAUUAACACAUCAGCUAGUGCAAUGGCUUGACGACAUUGGUUCUAGCAGUGAAGUACCAAAGUGAGGCAAGUUCUAAUAGCAACCGAUGUGGAUAUCUUUGUGCAUAAUUUAUCCCCUCUCAGAUGAUUUUUCUUCUAAUAGUGAAGGAUGUAAGAUAAUGCAUGAUGAUUGUAUACAUAAUACUGCUUUGCUUCAUGGGAGCCUAACAAAGCUGAUUCAAUAACAGCAACACUUUUGUUAGGUCGCAUGCAGUAUGUGCAACUUCCUUAUAGUUCAUGUAAUUUAUGUUCCUUUCUAUGCUUUGUCUGAAUAUCUUGUUUAUAGUUACAGGAUCUGUUCCAGUGAAAGGCAUACAUAAAUAUGUCUGAGUUUCUCCAAUAGGUUUAUGCAAAUAUUCAGUUAUCACU